AUGAGGUCUCUAGUAAGAAGCUUCGCUUUGCUACUUUUUCUGUCCUUCUCACUCGUUUACCCAGGUUCUACAUCUCCAGUUCUAGCACGAGAGCCAGACACCCUAGCUCAUGUUGAAGGCCAGGAUGUGUCUCACUUGCAGUAUCGCGCAGAAGCGGAGAGGUUUUACCUGCGCAUUAUGCCCCUCGGUGCUUCAAUCAUGAGAGGCUCAAACGAUACUCCGGAUCUGAGAGGCAGAGGCUUUCGCAAGUUCCUACGGGAUAAACUACGAGUCCUUGGCUGGAAAGUCAAUAUGGUCGGCUCCUUCAAGAAUGGCCAGGACUUUGCUGACAAUGACACUGAAGGGUAUCCUGGGUUCGUCGUUGGCCCAGAAGAUGGUACAGGUUCCAAUUCAGUUCACAACCGAGCCAUCGAGUCUGUACCGAAAUAUAAGCCCAACCUGGUUCUAAUCAACGUUGGUUUCAACGACGCAAAUGCUAACAACGGGGCUGGAAACGACUUGCCAAACGUGGGACGUCGUAUGGAGGCUCUUUUGCGAACAGUCUUCAGGCUCUCCCCAGAUACCGUGGUCAUUUUGUCGACGCUUAUUCCUUCUCGCGAUCGUGACACCAACGUACAAUACAUCAACAGACAGUAUGUGAAUGUCGCAAACAAGCUCAAGUUGCAGGGUUUCAAGAUUGAACUCGCCGACAUGCACACUGGGUUUAUUACAACUGACAUGCUGAAUCCCGCGGACGGUACUCAUCCCAACUAUGAUGGUGCUCAGCGCAUGGCCUCUGUUUGGGAAGAAGCAAUCGCACAGGUCGCAGCGAGGAAAGACUGGCUGAAGGAGCCCAGCUCUGACGUCAACUUCAAAGAUGACGAUACCUCCAGCAAGCAGACGUGCGAGAAAUCUCCAGAUAGCGGUGCGAAUGAUCCACGAUCUGGUGAACAAGUGCUGUACGCCAAAUCUGCAGAUAUACAGAACGACGGGACUUACAAACAUUCCUCAACCUCAAAAGGCAUCAUCAUGAAGUUCUUUCGCAACCCCACCGCUCCAACAGAGAAGCAGUCGCGGGUAUAUGCUGCUCAGAUUGUUAAUGCUGGCAAUGCGCAGCGUGGUGGGGAGCGAGAUGAUUAUGUCGCCAUCAAUGGUGAUACGGCCUCCGAGCCUGCGAUCUACUGUCAGAAUGACGGGAUAGGCGGUAUUGACAAUGUGUUUGGCACAUUGCUAACUGCUGCUCUAGGAAUCAGAUGGGGCGAUGUGAAUAAUGAUGGCCUAGACGACUUUAUUUGCCUACGACCAAGCGGUGAAAUGCACGUAUCCAUCAACCAGGGCAAAGAUCCCGCAACUUUCAAAUAUGUUGGCAAGUGGAAGGACGCUGUUGAUGGAUAUCCACAGGCAAACGUUCGCCUUGGAGAUAUUGAUGGCGAUGGCAGACUUGAUUACUGUGUCAUCUCCAGUGCCGGUGCGCUUCGGUGCUGGAGAAAUGGUGGCAUUCAGACAGACAGUGUGGGUUACUGGCAAGACCUUGGAACCGUCUGGACGACAGAAGGAAAGGAUGUAGGGGGUUCAGAUGGCAAGUUCAAUAUUGACGACAUGCGAUUAGUUGACAUCAAUGGAGACUUUCGCUCGGACUGCCUAUGGGUUGAUCGUACUGGCCGAGUGAUUACAUGGAUUAACCAGCGCGGUGUAAGCAGGAACUUGGUGCCUCGAUGGCUUUCUGCGGGUGUCACCCAUGUUAGUCAAGGCACAGACAUUGGCGAUCGCAACAAUAUUAUAUUUGGUCGCAUGACAAGCGAUUUCAAGACGGAUUACAUGUACUGGGAUCGCAAAGCCGAUGACAAUACGAAUGUCGCACCUCUCCGAUUAUGGGCAAGCAAUGGCAGUGGUGGUAGGCAUCAAAAAGGCGACGGAGUGUUCUUGGGUGAUCUAACAGGAAGCGGAAAUGACGAUUAUCUAUGGAUCAGCCCCGAGGGUCGCGUUGCUAUCUUCGUCAACUCAAACAAGCCACCGGACACAAGCAGAUAUAAGGACGGUGCUUGGAUCGGCAAAGGAUACGUUCUUGAUACCAAAGCAGAUCGAAAAGCCCUGCAUGUCGGCGACUGGGAUGGCGAUGGCAAAGCGGAUAUUAUUGCCACUGACCGAUCUACAGGCGCCUUGACAAUCUGGCUCACUUCCUGGGACGGGCAGAAGUUUUCUUUCAACAAGAUUUCCAGCGGCACAAGCUACUGCAAGGAGGGCUGGGGUGUUGGACUUCAAGAUAUUGGCCCGCGCUUCGCUGAUCUCACCGGCAACGGAUGCGUCGAUUAUCUUUGCAUGGAGGCGGAUGGCCGAACGACUGGGUACUUGAACGCUUGCUCCAAGGAUAUCAAGCUCACAGAUGCUGGUCAAGUCAAGUUUGCCGAGAAACAGAAGGACCGCGCCAACUUCCGGUUUGUCGAUGUGGACGGGGACGGGAAAGCAGACUACGUCUGGGUCGACAAGUUCAGCGGCGAUGCUACUGUAUGGUAUAACCGCGGUCGAGCUUCGGCGUCUGGCAAUAGCGAUAGCUCUUUCAAAUGGGAGAAUAAGGGCAAAGCUUAUUCGGGGUCAAGCCGUGGAGCAAACAUGCACUAUCCGAAUCUUGGGGGUGUUGGCAGGGCUGAUAUGGUCCAUGUGGAUCCUGACACUGCUUUUGGCUGGGUAUGGUACAACACCUGUCCCGGCGGCGGUGGUGGUGAUGACGGAGGAGUGGUCCCUAGAGAUCCAGAACUCCCAUUCUUCCUACCAGAACCCAUUUGCUACGAACUCAGGUGCUACGGAAUGGAGGAUGAUUCAACAGACUGUGGUCAAGAUCCCUGGGCUGAUGAUUUCUCUGACGAAUAUUCCCAAGAGGAUAUCGAUCUCGCCAGGACACUAGUUGUAAAUGAUUGGCAGGGGGAUGCACCUCGGUUGACGCAAUAG
This is a messenger RNA of Fusarium verticillioides 7600, 2925 nucleotides long. RefSeq lists its product as hypothetical. The transcript is spliced from 13 exons. The record is from RefSeq and is a predicted model, not a curated record. Lineage: Eukaryota; Fungi; Ascomycota; Sordariomycetes; Hypocreales; Nectriaceae. Bases 1 to 2925 code for a protein of 974 amino acids. Gene Ontology annotation, molecular function: phosphatidylcholine lysophospholipase A1 activity.